Messenger RNA from Macrobrachium nipponense, 11389 nucleotides. It is a transcript of the gene tou, whose product is annotated as bromodomain adjacent to zinc finger domain protein 2B-like. Bases 129 to 7580 code for a protein of 2483 amino acids. Gene Ontology annotation, cellular component: chromatin. Gene Ontology annotation, molecular function: DNA binding; protein binding. The record is from RefSeq and is a predicted model, not a curated record. Lineage: Eukaryota; Metazoa; Arthropoda; Malacostraca; Decapoda; Palaemonidae. The transcript has 37 exons.
GGUAAUGUGUUGCACCAUAAACUUAGGACAUUAUUGAUGAAUACAACAGUGCAACUUGCUAAUAUAUACUUUUCUUUUUUCAGAAUGAAAUUUGUGAAAUUACCGUCGCGGGCCAUCCGUCGAGAAGGAUGGAUAAAAGUCACGAUGGGGAACGUGGGGACAAGGGCAGGGGCAGCCUACCCCCCGGGUUGGACCCAGCCACUGCUGCUCUUUACGCUCCGUGGCUCCACCAAGAGCAGGCAUUACUCUCCAAUAUGUUUGGAAGUGGUGGUUUAGGAGCCUAUGGGGCCGCAGCAGCAGCAGCUGCUCUUCCAGGGUGGGGAGGUCUGCCCCCUGGUUUCCCUCCCACCAGUUCGGCUGCUGGUCUGGCUAGUUUGGCAGUGGCACAACAAGCACAGCAGGCAGCCGCGCUUGCUAGUCUUGGCCCUGCUGCUGCAGCGUACCAGGACAGAGCACUAGGAGCAUGGUGGAACUUGGCUGGGAUGCAACAGAUGGAACUGCUGUCUCGACUUCAGGGAGGUUCAGGCGGCGCAGCAGCUGCUGCUGGUGCAGCUGCUGCUGCUGCUGCUGCUGCAGGUCUAGGAGGUUUUGGAGGACUUCAUCCUGAGCACCUUAUGAACCUGGAACUCCUUCAGGCUCAACAUGCAGCAGCAAUGGCAGCAGUGCUGAACACCAGUAAGGCCUCCACUAGUGGCAGUUCUAAAUCCUCAAAGAGUUCGAGUAGCAACAGCAACCACACCAGCAGUUCUGCCAGCAACAUCGCCAGCAGUAGUAGCAGCAAGGGGAUCACCAGCACUCUCAGUUACAAGGGCUCUGCAUUGACAACCACAACCACCUCAUCUAGUAGGCUGCACGACAGCAGUAGUAACAGCAGUCGGUCCAGUCUGGAGAUCAGUCGCCUAGCAUCCUCUUCACACUCCUUGUCUUCCAGCUCCAGCAAGUCUAGUUAUCCCUACAGUUCGUCCUCAUCACAUCGUUAUAGUUCACCAAUUCCGGGACUCGAGAGCAUUACAUCUACUUCACACCAUUCCGAUCAGGGCUCUUCACCAAGUCUCUCUUACGGCAUUGCCAGCCUAAUAGCUGACAAACACCCGUCUCAUAAUAAGUCACAUCACUCUUCAUCUUCAACGUCGAAUUCAUCAUCACAAGCAGAGCGGGUCGCUGAGAAACUGGCCAGUAAUGGGAGUGUGUCCAUCUCCAAGGCCAUCAGAAAUAAGGAGUUAGAGAUUAUUCCUAUAUCGCCGGCUGCAAAGGGGACGUCGCAGUCGCAUGGAAACGCACCGCCUCACCGCGACAAGUCUGAGCCAAAGGUAUCGAUAUCAACGGUGGGAUCUGGGAAUUCUCGGUUGUCCAACGGCAUACCAACGAGCGGAGGUUGGCGGGAGGAGAGUGCGAGUGUCUCUAUAGAGCCGUGUGGGUCUAACAACUCUACUGGUACAGAUGAUGCUCCAUUGAACCUUUCUAUGAAGUCGACACCAUCUCAAAGAAGUUUGAAAAACUCGGAUAAAAGAGACCAUAAAGAAUCACGACUUCCGGUACCCCCCUUAGUAGAUUAUCCUCCAGGUCUCGCUGGAAGCCUUGGUUCUGGUUUAACCCCUAGUCUAGAAGUGUUGCAGAGUUUGUACGGCCAGCACGGAGAGCCAAGGGAUGUGUUAGCCUCUAUGCAAGAAGCACUGCAGCGACAACUUCUUGCAGCUGACGGGAAAAGAGAAGAGAAGAAGAAAAGGAAAGAAGAGGCUUACAAGCAAUCUAUUUAUCAGAUGGAGGAUGCCCAGGAGAGGUCAAGACACCUUGGACGUGGUGUCUCCAAGCCGAAAAAGAACACCGUAGCAUCUUUAUUAGAACAAUGUCGAGCUGCUGGAAUCAAGCCAUCAAGCCUACCUCUGCCUCCUACUACCUCCAUUGCUGGAACACCAGUUACUACCUCUCCCCCUCUGCAUGUGUCUUCCAUGCGCACAGGGGACCCACUGUCACUUACUUCUACGUCUCCAACCUUGAAUUCCUCCUCGUCACCGUCACCUUCCUCAAUAACGCAGUCUUUACCACCCACGCUUCCUCCUGGUUUGACUCAAGCCCUUCCUCCCUCUCUAACAGCAUCUAUAGGGUCUCCAACUGUACCGCCUCCCUCAGUGACUACCCCUCCCAUUCCCUCUGUUUCGAUUUCAGCUGUCACCUCCACGACUACUACCACCACUGAAUCUUCAAGUGUAGUUACGACACUAUCAACCACUUCACCUCCUUCUGUCAUAGUCUCUACAACAUCUACAACCUGCACCACAACUUCCUUAACAAUAUCAUCGUCUUCACCUUCCACUCCAGCUCCUUCACCACCUGCAACGACUUCCACCACAUUCUCAACGCUCUCAUCUGCUCUUUCAUCUAGUGUUUCAUCUACUUCUACAGUAACUCCAUCAGUUUCUGUUUCUCUUCCAAUAUCUAUUCCUCCAGUUUUGUCCUUGUCGUCAUCUGUUAGUAUAACAUCCAUAGCACCAGAAACAACCAUGACAUCAGUACUCAAUAAACCUAGUGUCACAAUCCAUCCUACAACCUCGUCAGGAGAAGAUUCGGAUAAGGGGAAGGAUUUUAGCAAAAUAGAAAAUUCAGUCGACAUUCUGGCAGUUAGUCAAGCCCAUGAAAAUGGUGGAGAAAAGCCAGUUAAAAAACGUCACAUGAUAACAUCAAGUAGUGUGGAUGGGCGUCUUAUUACGACUAUAAAAGCAGCAACUGCAGGUAUGGAUUCAUCUGAAUUAAGUGAUUCCGAUUCUGAUGAUGAGUCAACGUCCCUCUCUUCGAUUGAUGAUGAGACGUUAAACCACAUUCCAUCCCCGUGGCUGAAGCGGGACACACCAGACUCCCCUUCUAUUUAUAGUGAUUCUCCACCCACAAAAAAACGGAAAAUGAUCACUGACGAAGUGUCACUUCGUGUUCCUUUAAUGUACGGUUGGAGGAGAGAGACUACAAUGCGAACUAUUACUCAGUCAGGGGUUCGAGGAGAGGUUAUUUAUUAUGCACCCUGUGGCAAGCCUUUCAGACAAUACCCAGAUAUCAUUAGGUACUUAGAGAAGAAUGGCAUUACUGAAGUUUCCAGGGACAACUUCAGUUUUUCUAGCAAGAUUGCGAUCGGAGAGUAUGUAGAUGCCACCACACAGAAAAAGUACGCAGAGAGUGAGGUCAGAGACAAGAUACAAGAAGUUCGUGAGCAGAAAGGCUACAAACCUCAACGAAGACAUGAUGUUGGUUAUACUAACGAGCACAGCUUUCGCCUGCCUGACAGGGAAAGUCGAGACGCUCUCGAAAUAGAAGCCGAAGCAAUUCUUCGUAGGUUGGAAGCUGAAGAAGAGGCUGAAAAGGCAAGAAAGGAUUUUUUAAAUCAGAUUGAAGAGCAGCAGAAAUUAAGAAUACAAAGAGAACAGGAAAGGAUAAAAAAACAAGAAGAACUAAGAAAAGAGAGAGAGGAGUUAAGAAAACAGAGAGAAGAAGAGAACAGACAAAGAUUAUAUGAACAGUUAAGAAAAGCACAGGGAGAUUCAGAUCUGCUAGAUAGAGAGAGAGAACUACUAGGUAAGGUUUCCAUCCUGCAUUCCAGCAGCUUCUCACCAUCUGUCCCUAUUAGAUUAUGGGAAUGGGGACUUCAGCAAAAGAUUGUGGAGAGAGAACAGGAGAAACAGAAGCAGAAACUGUUAAAGGAACAGUUGUAUCUACAGGAGCUCAACAAACAGCGUGAAAUGCUCUACACUCUUGAGCUGGAGCGGGAGAGGCGGAGAUAUCACGGGGUCCUAGUGAGAGCUAUUGAAGCGAGAAAGCGCCACGAGGACAGGGAGAGGAGAAGAGAAGAAAUGAAGGAGGAGAAACGGGCAACACGAGAAAGAAAACGGGAAGAGCGUCUGCAAGCCAGAGAACUUAACCUGUUACUGAAGGAAGUAAAGGAAGACAUGGAGUUGACAGAUCAUGUACCUUUGCCUGAGGUUGCCCGUCUGGAAGGCCUGAGACUUCCGCCGGAGGCCUUUGGGAAUAUCCUGAUGGUGUUCGAAUUCUUACAUAACUUUGGAGAAACCUUAGGAUUUGAUAUGGAAUCCUUACCAUCUAUACAAAGUUUGCAAUUAGCUCUACUGAAUGACACAGAGAGUGAAGAAGAACUCCUGAGUGUCCUUUCGCACCUCUUGGUGUGUGCUAUUGAGGACCCUGGAAUUCCGUCAGCCCAAAGACAUACGACAAUACUGGCACAGACUUUGAAUCGGGCAGAUAUCACUCAUAAUAAUAUUUCUGAAAUAUUACGGGUAUACCUUAACGCCAAUGCUACUGGCGAGGUACGAAUCAUACAUGGGUUAAUGGGAACUGAAAAAGAAAGGAGAGAAAAUCCAAAGAAAGCUCAAGAAUGGGACACGAAGUUAGCGGAGAUGGAUGCACACAAAAUGGCCCAGUGGCUUGCACAACUGCCAUUCCUGGCGCUGAAUCCAACGCAGAAGAGUGAAAUCGUUGCAUACGUUUGUAAUGAACUGUUGCAAAAUAAGGCUGUUGUGAGACAAAUAGAAGAGUCUCUGGAUCGACAUAAUAGUUUAAAAACUGAAAAGUGGAAACUUGAUGCCAGAAUAAGAAAGCUUCGUAUGAGUGUGGCGAGGAAAAGAAUAUACAAUGCAGCAGUGAGGUCUAUGAUGGAACGCUCAUCAAUGAUAGGCGGUGAGGAUUCCAACAUGUCAAGUGUGUCUGGUGUGUCCUCUUGUCACGGGGAGCAAGAUAAGACUGAAAAGAAAGAUAAGGAGGAUGAUAAGUUGAAAGAGGAUGAGGAUGAGGAAGAAGACGAAGACAACGAAAGUGGAAAUGACAGUGAUGUGAUGGAAGAGGUCCCAGACGAGGAGGAUGACAAACAUCUAAAUGCAGACGAAGCCUCUAAAACGCUAGACAUUCUUCAAAGGCAAAUGAACCAAGUAAGGCAAGACCUAUUUGAAACCGCUCAACAGGUUCGUGGCUUCAACUGUGGCCAGGAUAGAUACCAGCGCACAAUGUGGGUACUUCCUCAUGCUGGAGGACCAUUUUUGGAAGGGCUUUCUUCUUGUGACUACACAGGUCGUGAACACUUUCCAGUAACUGUACCUCCAUCUGAGUCCAAAGCUGGACUUACUCUUGAUGAGGUGAAAGAAAAAUUAAAGAUAGCACAGUUAGAGAAAGAAAAAAGGAAGGAGGAAGAGGAAAAGAAGGGGAAAGAGGAGGUGAAAGAGGAACCAGAAGUUAAGGAAGAGAAAGUUGAUGUAAAGACUGAAGCUGAAGUGAAAGUUGAAAAGAAAGAGGAGACUUCUAGUGAUAAUGAAUGCAAGAAUGGUGCGGAUGUGAAGCCUGUUAAUGGGCAAGUUAAGGAGGAGGAAGAAGACGAUGAUUUUGAAGUGCCUGAUAUCCCUAAGCGAACUGAAAAGAGUAAAGAAGAAGUGAAAACAAAAGAUGAAGUGAAAAUAAUAGAUACUCAAAAUGGUGUUAGUGAAAAUAAGCAAGCCAAUGGAAACACAACAGCUAAUGAAGUGUAUUCAUCUUUAAUUAAUGCUGGUUUAAAUCCUUAUAUGGUUAAUGGUUUAAAAGAAGGUGGUUCCUCGAACAGUACAGAAGGCAUUGACCAGAACCUCUUGGCUACUGGUUUAGGUUUAGUUCCGGGACAGUAUCUUAGACCUGAGCAUGUUGCACAGCGAGAAAAACUAAGUUUUAGCCUUUUACCCCGAAUUCCCUGUGACGUGUCAUCACUAGAAGCAUUACCUACUGGGCAAACACCCCAAGGAACACCAAGGGGCUCCCCAAGAGAAGCUUCUCCAUUUUCAAGGUACAGUGGACCUCAGAGUCCUGCCUCAGGAACAUCUCAGCAUCAGUUCAACACGCCCCUUACGCCAGGAACAACAGGUUGCUUCAAUACACCAAGCGCCCCAAGCACUCCAGGAACUGUGAAUACUUCUGGAACAAUGCAAGGCACUCCCGUCUCUAAUAACAACAUUUGUUCGUUAAAUACCUCAACGUCUGGUGGCACGUGUUUGCCGUCGAGUACAACGGGAAGCGUUCAGUGUCUUUCUCAUAAGGAGUUACUUGAGAGAUUACACCAGACCGCUGAAGCUCUUCCUGUUCCAGAUGAGUACAAAACCGGAUGGUGGCACUUCAGCGACAUCGAGCAGUUGCGAGACAUGAUUGGUGCCCUGAAUGAAAGAGGUGUGCGAGAACGUGAACUGAAGAGGUUCAUCGAAAAGAACUUAACCAUUGUUAAGAAUUCUCUUUCAAAGGUUGAUCCUGAGGCUGUGACCCUAGACCCAGACAUUGAAGAUGAAGAAACCAUAUUUUAUGAUGAGUACGGCACUCCAGUGGCAGAUGAGCCACCCCAUUGGUUACCUGACGUAGCACUAAAAAUUGACCUCCUCAUUCUGGAUACUGUGUAUGCCAUGGAGGAGAAAAUCACCAAUGCUUCCAUGCAAAAUAAGAGUUGGCGUUUAGGUGAUAAUUCAGAUAAGCCUAUUGGCGAAUUCCGAGCCUCAUGCCUCCAGCCAGAUGAUGAAGAUGACGACCGCAUAAAUCCAAUACAUCUUGGUCGUGAACGGCUUCUUGCACUUGAAGAGGGAAUUGAAAGAAGAUACUUGAAGCCUCCCUUGGGUGUUCUACCCAAUCCAAAGAAUGAGCCAUCUUCUGAACCUAAAGAAAUGCCAAAAGGACUACAGGUGUGGAGAGAAGCUGUAGCCAAAUCAGAAACUGCAGCACAAUUAGCAAUGUGUACUUACAUGUUGGAAACUGCUGUGGCGUGGGAUAAAAGUAUUAUGAAGGCAUAUUGUCAGUUCUGUCAUAGUGGAGACCAUGAAGAGAAGUUGUUGCUUUGUGAUGGCUGUGAUAAGGGAUAUCACACACAUUGUUUUAAACCUCCUAUGAAUACUAUUCCUGAUGGGGACUGGUACUGUUAUGAAUGUGUUAAUAAGUUUAGUGACAGUUCACAGCGACACUGCCUAGUUUGUGGUGGCACUGAGGGGCGAACGCUAGUCCACUGUUCUGUAUGUCCCCGGGCUUACCACACAACAUGUAUCACUCCCAAUCUCGCAAAGGUACCCAGAAAUAAGUGGGUAUGUCCGGCAUGCACUAGCAAAAGCCCGAGAGGUCGGAGAGGGAGGACAAAGAAAAUUAGCGAAAGUAAUGUAAACAGUAAUUCAACCAAUUCCACGACAGAAACUCCAUCAGAAAAUAGUGAUGACCCUCCAAAUAACUCAAAUGCAACACCCAAGAAAGAAAGAACAACUAAAAAGAAAGAUCAGAAGGACUUGAUCACAUGCAAGAAUAUAGUCUCUGAACUUGAGGUUCACGAAGAUGCAUGGCCUUUUCUGCUACCUGUCAACACUCGUCAGUUCCCUACAUACAAGAAAAUUAUAAAAAAACCAAUGGAUCUCUCUGUCAUCAAGAAGAAGCUUGAAGACAAUGUAUAUAAAACAAAGGAUGAAUAUUGUGAUGAUCUCCGAUUGAUGUUUAAUAACUGUGAAACUUUUAAUGAGGAUGAUUCUCCAGUUGGAAAAGCUGGUCACAACCUUCGGUCAUUUUUUGAAACCAAGUGGAAUGAGCUCUUCCCGCCUACUUGAAUAUAUCCUAUUAGAAUCGCAGGGAAUCAAAGACUCAUCCCGUAACCGUGAGUGGCUUGCCAAAUAGGAAACACAAUGAAACAAAUUCACUCAAAUACUACUAGAAAGUUAACAUUGUAGAAAAGGAUACUUGUCCAUACCGUAUUUUAUAAGCAAAGAAUAAAUAGAAAAAUUCUUUUUACUGAGUUGAAGAAACUUAUUGGAGGCUGAAUGAAAUAAAUCACUUUAUACUAUAUAUCAUAACAGAAAAUCAGUUUAUAUAUUUGUGUAUGGUGUACUAGUGAUAUAACAGUUGAAAUUCAUGCUGUUCUUUAAAAACACCUGCGUGACCACUUUAUGUAACCAUGGGACCCUGCAGGAACACUGGCUUAUGAACUUUUCGGGGACCCAGGAGAGUCAAAGUGGACUCUCUCCUUCUCCUAUUCCAAAGACAAAGUGUUUGAGUGUGAAUGUGUGUACAAAUAAUAAGUGUUAGUUAUUUUUUUUUUGUCUGAAGCGUUAGUGUCAGUGUAGAUAUACUUUGUGGAUCUUUUUUACAAGUUAUCACAAACUUUUUUUCCAAUUUAGAGCAGCUAGAAAUGCUUCUGCGAUAUGAUGAAGUACAGUUAUUAGUAAUAUCAGGUAGUUUAUUUUAUAUAUGGCAUUAAUGAACUGCAUAUGUGAUUUGGCAUUUUACAUAAACCUUCCAUUGAGUCUUACUAUAUGAUGUAAAUGCUGAAGCAGUUACGUAUGUACAUACAAAUAAGUCUUAAUGUAAAUAAUGUGAACUCUAAAAGCUUUAGAUAGUAAAUGGAACACAAACCCUUCUUAACGAGCUAAACCAAACCAGCUUUCCUUCCUUUGAGAAGUCUAUUUUUAUUUCCUUAAGUUAUCAAAACAAUUGGGAUCAAAGCUUAUUUGAUUUUUGUGGCAAUGACGCUAUAUAAGUGACCUUUUUUGAAAAAUGUGAAUUGAAAUCUUCAAGAGAUAUCAAGCGCACAAAUGCUAGCUGAAUGGUCUUACAAAGUGACUGACGGUUAUGUUAUUAAUUUCGAUGCUUUGUUUUAAAUUUUGAUAAUUUAUUCCUUACUCUAAAGCUCUUCUUUGGUCUACUUUUAUAAACUUCAUGAGUCGUAUUAUUACUGUUGCAACAUUGUCCAUAUACUGUAUGAAACCUGUAAGUCAGAAUGAUCUAGGUCAAAUUCCAAGGUUUUGUAAGAUUUUAUUUUAUUCUGAUCUAUAAACAGUACAUUUUUCCUAGUGAAGGGGUAUUACACAUUGCAUACUGAAUAUAGGAUUAUAAUGUACAUUGAGAACUGACAAUGCUUUAUUCUCAUUAUUAUAAUUUUACAAUUUACAAAGGAUAGAGGACUGUGUAAAAUAUCAUGACUGAUUUUAGGACACUGAUCUUCCUCAGAUGAACAGUCACAAGGAAUGUUAGCAUGGAGAAAUAUCAUGGCUGACAAUAAUUUGAAUGUUUGCCAUUUAUUUUAUUAAUUUAUUUUUUACAAGAGGCAGGUGAUUCCAUAUUUCACAAAACAUUUAUAGGUGAUCUCGGCUGGUGCGACAGCAGCCCUAUUUUCACUGGUGCAGAUGACCCUUUUCCCUUUUCCCUAUGUUACUCAUGGGUAUGAUUUGGCAGGGAUAAACUGUGUACAUAUGUGCUGUGUAGUAGCCAUUGUAGAGAUUAAUGCAAAUAUUUAUUUACAGUAGAUUUAGAGGCUAUGCAUUGAAUCUGAAAAUAAAGGAAAUAUAGUCUUCAAUGUAAUUAGAAUAAUAUUUUUAGAUACUUUAUGAAUAAGAUAUUUUAAUGAUACAAGUCUGGUGAUCAUCCAGUCUUGGAUAUCAGAAACUACAGUAUAUGUAUUUGUGUAUCGGCCAAAUUUUUCAGUUUGCCAGAGUUGCCACUUUUCCAUCUUCGGCCUUUUCCUUUUCAGUUUUGACCGACCUGUUGUAAUCGACGUUCUUCAGUUGUAAUAGCCAGUGAUAUUUCUUUUAGGUCGACAGACAGUUUUCUUUGUUAGUGAACUAUUUUUUUAUAUAGCGAAUUUACAUAUUGAGUAGACUCAGUUAUGACACUGUACAUUGGUUGCCAUAUGUUUUACAAAAUGUGAUUCUUGACGCUCAUUGGUGACUUAGAAAUUUGGCCCUAAUCAUCCACCACCUUUCCAUUGCCUCUUUAUUUAUUUAUUUUGUUUAUUUUUUAAGGAACAAUCCGGCAAGAAAAUAUGAGAAAUUGGCAAAAUUCCUCCCAAAAAAUUUGAUGGUAUUGUAUGAAAUUCAUGAAUAUGUAUACAAAAUAUUUUAAAAAUACAUCUUUGUUAUUAUAGAGUACUUCCUAACUCCACCCGCAAACACCCCCAAAAACUGUAUUCUUUGAUGCAUGAGAUUCAACUUGCUAUGUUGUUCAUUGCAAUAAUAUACAAUAACUUAUAGUAUUGAAAAAGUCCCCUCAAAAUGUCGCUGUCGGCGCCUUUAUCUUCUUUUCAAAGUAUGAAUACAAGAUAAAUUUGUAAAUUUUAAGUAAAGUAUCAGAAUGCUGUGAUUAACACUUUUUGUGGCUUUAAUGAAAGUAGACAAGUUCCUUAAUAAUUUAUAUAAAUUUCAUUCAUAGCUCCUUCCCCAUCCAAAAAUAAACAUUGCCGGAAUGUUCCUUUUAGAAGUCAGAUGCAUCUUUUAUAUAUUUUUUCAAAACUAGGUGAAUUUUGUUCAUAUUCAAAUCAAUAAAAAAAAAAGAAGAGGUGUUGUAAAGUCCUCCCUUUUUCAUUGCAUUUAUGUUAGCCUCAAAUCUAAGUCGUAGAGUGGUUAGAUGUUCUUUUUUUUUUUAUUAAGUCAUUGUGAUAAAGCCCUAUGAUUACUUUUGGUGUAUAAUUUAAUAUGAGUAGGUCUUUUGUUUCUUAUUCACAAAUUUUUUUAAAAUACCUUUUCAUCUGUGUCUCAAAGCAACAUCUGUCUCAAGUGUUUGAGUUUGGCAUCACAUGCCUCUUUUAUUUUAUUUUUUUAAUUUUUUUUAAGUGAAAUACAAAUGUGUUUGGAUGAACAUUUUUUUACAUUUUUUCUUCAAUAUUUAAUUUUUUAAAGUGCUAAAUGCAAAGCUGUUUUAGUUUUGUUGAAAUUUAUAAGAUAAUACUUGUUGCCCGUUCACUUAACAAUACUUUCCAAAUUUUAAUUUUACUUUACAAAGAUAAUUGACUCUAUUAUUUUAUUCUCGUUGAUGCAGAAUUGAAAAGCUAAAGCACUCCCACCUUAGUUGAAGAGAUGUAGCUAUCCAAAUAAACUUGAAAUUAUUGUUCAUUUAGCAACAGUGAUUGUCCCCUUCACAAAUAAUUUGUUUCGGUUGUACUUGAUGCUAAUAUUAAGCUGUAUAUGUUUCCUUUUAGGAAAAUUGUCCUAAUUUAUUUUACCACUGAAACUAUUUGAAGAAGGUUAGUUUUAAGUUUGGCGUUUCGGUGCCAUCUUUCAGAAUCCACGAUAUUCCUAAAGCCACAAUCAGAAUUUGUACUCCAAAACCUCUUUUGGUGCAAUAAUCAACUUCCUUUAUUUAAUAAAAAAAAAAAAAACUAUUUAUUUUUUCUUUCAGAGAUGAACUUAGUCUCAGGAUGGGGCAGCAAGAGCACAAAAGUUAUUUAUGUUAAUAAUGAAGGUUUAUAUAUGUAUAUAUGUGUUGGUAAUUUAACCAAUAUAAUUUGAUGCAACUCACUACUUCAUUCUUGUUUAAAUGGAGGUUAAAAAAGAGAUCCGUUUUAUUGGUCUCGUCUCAUCAAUUCAUUGUAUACAAACAAUUCAACCUUUGUACAGAAGCUAGUUCGUAAUAAAGUACGUCCAAGAAA